This is a messenger RNA of Triticum turgidum subsp. durum (durum wheat), 726 nucleotides long. The record is from the annotation of a GenBank genome assembly. NCBI's taxonomy places the organism in Eukaryota, Viridiplantae, Streptophyta, Magnoliopsida, Poales, Poaceae.
AUGGGCGAGGAGGCCAAUUGCGACGCCGUGAUGGAGGACGGCAACGGCAACGGCAACGGCAAGGCCAAGGAGAACGGCCACGCCACAGCCGUUGUGGCCAUGCCGGACGUCAAGGCCAAGGCCGAGGACGCCGUGGUGGCGCCGGGUGACCCCCGCCUGCAGGGCAUCUCCGACGCCAUCCGCGUCGUCCCGCACUUCCCCAAGCAAGGGAUUGAGGCGAGAGGAUUUAUAUUUGGCCCCGCGAUUGCACUAGCCAUCGGUGCCAAGUUCAUUCCGUUGCGCAAGCCUAAGAAACUCCCAGGUGAGGUGAUUUCUGAGACCUAUGUUCUCGAAUACGGAACUGAUUGUCUGGAGAUGCAUGUUGGUGCUAUCGAACCCCGUGAGCGUGUUUUGAUAGUUGAUGAUCUGGUUGCAACUGGUGGGACACUUUGUGCUGCUAUAAAUCUUCUGGUUGUCUGUUACUUGUGCAACUUCAGAGGUUAUACUCUUUCCACUGGCACAUUCAGAGCACAUUAUUCACUGACCGGUGCAACAGUUAAUCAGUCAAUUCUCGUCUUGUUAGCCCGUGACACAUUUGCAGAACUGAAGGCACCAGUGCAUGGCAGACCGUUUGAUUUCCAGAACGUGCUGGAGCUGAUGUCGUUGAGUGUGCUUGUCUCAUUGGGCUCCCUAAAUUUAAGCCUAAAUUACACUGUCACCGGAUUUGACCACUUGAAAAUCGCAUAG